ACGCUUAGUUCGCGUUCGGUUAUCAAUGAAAUAAGUGCUAUUACAAAAGAAAGGUAUUAAUCGUGAAAGGUAGAAAGGAAGACAAAGAUCACGCAUAAGAUGAAACAGAUUGUAGUUCUCGGAGCCGGAGUUAACGGUCUAAGUGCUGCCGUCCAGUUGGCUGAGUAUUACUAUAAUGUGGCAAAAGUUACGCUGAUCUCGGAGGAUGUAACUCCCAACACAACUGGUGAUGUGUCGGCGGGGCUCUGGGGUCCAUACUAUUGUGGAAAAACUCCAGAUCAUAAGAUCGUAAAAUGGUCCGCGGAUACUCACGUCUUCUUCCACCAGCUGUGGAAGAACGGGCUUGCCGCUCGAUUAGGAAUCAGUCUGCAGCCCUGCUAUCGGCUCACAACGGACCCUAAAGGUUACCCGGAACCCUCCUGGAAGGAUAUCGUGUUCGGCUGCGUCAAACUGUCGCAGAAGGAGUUGGAUCGUUUGAGCUACGAGCACGGCCGAAGCUACACUGGCGGUUACCACUUUGCGACCUUUACGUGCCAGCCGAUGGGGCUGCUACCGUAUUUGUUCAACCGAUUCAUCAACGUGGGCGGAAAAUUCAUCCAGACCAAGGUGGAUAGCAUCGAAAGUGUUCUGCGCAAUCGAACUGUGGAUUUGAUCGUCAAUUGCACCGGAUUGGGUUCGUUGACAAUGCUUGGCGAUGGGGACAUGCUACCGAUACGGGGACAGAUCGCGCGAGUUAGCGCGCCUUGGGUUUUCGAGAUCAUCCUGGACGAUAGUGACGAUGGGAACUAUGUGAUACCAAACACUGAAACGGUGAUAUUGGGUGGAACCCAUCAGAUGAAUGAUUUCAACCGAAAUGUCAGCAAGGAAGACAGCAAAUUCAUUUUCGACGGUUGCGAACGAAUGCUGCCAAGUUUGAAGAAUGCUUCGCUGGUUAAGGAACAGGUGGGAUUGCGGCCGGGUCGUAGUACUGUACGACUAGAAUUGGAACACUACAAAGCAGGUAAUCUAAAAGUGCCGAUCAUCCAUAACUACGGCCACGGUGGAUGUGGGGUAACGUUAGCUUGGGGUUGCGGAGCGGAAGUUUUGGAGCUUAGCCAAACGCUUGGUAUAGAUGACAAUAACAAAUCCAAACUAUAAGAUACCGGGCGUGUUCGGAUUCAAUCAACUAACGCUCAAUUCCCGUUAGAGGUGCGUCGCUUAUAACACACAAACAGAUAUAUUCCUCAUAAUAGCUGAUAAUGAUAAGUUUCGAAUAAAGAAAAUCUUAACACAAUAGCAGUUUGCGUAUCGUCAACUUGUAAAGAUAUGCGCAACUGGACUACCAACUACCUAAA
Messenger RNA from Armigeres subalbatus, 1334 nucleotides. RefSeq names its product D-amino-acid oxidase-like. Gene Ontology annotation, biological process: D-amino acid catabolic process. Gene Ontology annotation, cellular component: cytoplasm. The transcript has 4 exons. Gene Ontology annotation, molecular function: FAD binding; D-amino-acid oxidase activity. The record is from RefSeq and is a predicted model, not a curated record. Bases 100 to 1137 code for a protein of 345 amino acids. NCBI's taxonomy places the organism in Eukaryota, Metazoa, Arthropoda, Insecta, Diptera, Culicidae.